Vavraia culicis subsp. floridensis is the source of this 495-nucleotide messenger RNA. RefSeq lists its product as uncharacterized. Gene Ontology annotation, cellular component: transcription preinitiation complex; nucleus; transcription factor TFIIIB complex. NCBI's taxonomy places the organism in Eukaryota, Fungi, Microsporidia, Pleistophoridae. The record is from RefSeq and is a predicted model, not a curated record. The transcript has a single exon. Gene Ontology annotation, molecular function: TBP-class protein binding; RNA polymerase III type 3 promoter sequence-specific DNA binding; RNA polymerase III general transcription initiation factor activity. Gene Ontology annotation, biological process: transcription by RNA polymerase III; transcription preinitiation complex assembly; DNA-templated transcription initiation. The annotation marks the transcript as partial.
AUGAACGUUCAAAAAUGUAAGGCCUGCGGAUCAACGGAUAUAGAUAAUGGCUAUUCAACAAGCAGCAUAUGCUGCAGGAAAUGUGGUACGCUGAAUGAAGAAUUGUUCAUCACGUCAUCACUUAAUUUUACCGAAAAUAACGGAGCAUCACAGCUGAACGGACAGUUUGUACGAAUGACAGAUACGUACGCUAAAGUGGGCGGUAACAUAAUAAGAACAACGAACCAGCAAAUUCAAAACCAGAUUAAAAACAUAUGUGCGUCUCUGGGUCUCUCGGAUGAAGUCGCACAGAGCGCACACAGAUGGUACAAGCUGUCUCUGCAAGGAAAUUUGACAAGAGGAAGAAACAUUCUGUACACACUCAGCGCUUGCAUUUAUAUUGUGUGUCGGCAGGAAAAAACACCACACCUGUUGAUAGACUUUGCGCAUUUACUCGACUUGGAUGUUUUCAAAAUCGGUAAUAUUUUUGUGAGAAUCGUUGUGUUCUUGAACGUG